Messenger RNA from Penicillium hordei, 276 nucleotides. RefSeq lists its product as uncharacterized. The coding region runs from base 1 to 276 and encodes 91 amino acids. The transcript has a single exon. Lineage: Eukaryota; Fungi; Ascomycota; Eurotiomycetes; Eurotiales; Aspergillaceae. The record is from RefSeq and is a predicted model, not a curated record.
AUGGAGCGUUCCCGUGGUUUCAGUGUCCGUUCGGGCCGCAUCAUCCUCCUGGGUGAUGGCACUGAGGUCAUCACGGGUCAGAACGACGAGGAGCUUUUUGACCAGACAGAGGAGGACGAGGACCUUACCAACCAGGUGCAGCACGAAUCGGGUACCCGGAAUGACCGCCAGGCCACCCCAGGUCCUCAGGGGAAACAGGAGAAUGGCAGCGGUUCUGCUCAAAUAUCCGAAUCCCCGGCCUCCACUGACGCCGAGAAAGAGAAGUCCGCAUCGUAG